AUGUACUACUACUACUACUACUACUACUACUACUACUACUACUACUACUACUACUACUACUACUACUACUACUACUACUACUACUACUACUACUACUACUACUACUACUACUACUACUACUACUACUACUACUACUACUACUACUACUACUACUACUACUACUACUACUACUACUACUACUACUACUACUACUACUACUACUACUACUACUACUACUACUACUACUACUACUACUACUACUACUACUACUACUACUACUACUACUACUACUCUGCUAUAUUCUUGGGAUGCGCGACAGCCGAGCUUUUGACUAUCAUACAAGAGCACGCCAGCUCUAAACUAUGCAACGAUGACAGAGAUCGAAGAGAGAGAGAGAGAGACAGAGACAGAGACAGAGAGAGAGAGAGAGAGACAGAGGCAGAGAGAGAGACAGAGACAGAGAGAGAGACAGAGAGAGAGACAGAGACAGAGAGAGAGAGACAGAGACAGAGAGACAGAGACAGAGAGAGAGAGACAGAGAGAGACAGAGAGACAGAGAAAGAAACACAGAGAGACAGAGACAGAGAGACAGAGAGAGAGAAACCCAGAAACAAAAAGAAACAGAGAGAGAAAAUGAGAGAACCAAACGGUAAAGAAAAAGUGCAAAUUGUCACACUUGAACUGCACUUGUGCCACACACACAUCCCGGUUGAGCGGACUCAAACGCUCAGGGACCAGAAGAGCCGCGCUCGGGAUUGUGGGGCCCCGCGACGGCUUGAGACCGAAGAAAUGCAAUUGCUGAAACGACGACAGUCAUCGAGCGAGCAGGAAGACCCGCUCCUACACACGCCGGUUGAAAGUCUGGCGGCCAUGUGUGUGAACAAUCCCUCGGUCGUUGAGCGUUUGCUGAUAUCCUGGCCCAUGCCCAAAAAAGCGGCCGCUAUGGCCUGGCGCGACCCGAAUACCGGGGAGACGUUGUUGCACAUUGCCACUUAUUCCAACCACCUAAGCAUUGUCAAGCUUCUUUGCAAACUCAAGGUCGACAUCAAUGCGCAAAGCAAGCACCCACCACCCUCAUGCGCCACCCUGUUGAGACAGCAAGGUAGCACUGCGUUGCACUUGGCCUGUUUCAACCGUUUUGCCAACAUUGUCGAAUUUCUUUUGGCUGAGGGUGCCAAGGUCAACCUUCGCGACCAGUACAAAUGCACCCCGCUCUACGUGGCUGUGAACACCGCCGAUACCUACCUCACAAAAGCCCUCUUGCAAGCCGGAGCUGACAUUGGUAUUCCCGACCAGAACGGGUUGACGGCCUUUGGCCUCGCAUGUGUAUGUCGCCACUACAACAUCGUGAUCUUGCUGCUGCAAGCGGGUGCCGACUACAUGAACAGCUAUCAUCAUGUCUGUGUUCAACGCUACCGCGUGCAAUUCCGGACUGAGAAUGGAGAGUCCUUUCAUUCUUUGAUACUUGAGGAUGCAUACCUUCAUUUCCUUCUGCAUGAUCAUCUUCUUGAAAAGAUCAGUGACAGCACACCAUGGCUAAGAUGUGACACUCUGAUUUUGCCAACAACCCAUGAGCAGGCAUUAAGCUGCUUGCGUGAAACGACCUCUUGGCUGCUCAAGUUGCUUCCCAACUCCGAUCUUCGAAACCACCCAUUCCCCAGCCUGUCAGCUUUUCUGACCGGUGUCAGCCAACAAAACGGUCAGCUCAGCUACCUCAAUAAGGCAUUGCAACAAGCCUUACUUUGCUACGGCGCCUGGGAGCCCACGUCACCAGAAAUGGUCCUUGAUCUUCAAAAGUACAUGGCCGAGAUACAGGAUCUGAAUGAGCGGCAUCAAGUCCAAUCCAACAAGUUUGCUCAAGCCCUCGAGCGUUCGUUUGAUCCACAGACAGACAACCUUGAAGUCGUGCUUCGCGACCUUCUCGCCAUUGUCGAACACCCAGACCUUGUACCGUAUCAAUACAACGAGUGCCCUCAGCUGUUGAGUCCUAUCAGCGUGCUUGAUGACGUUGACAUCGACCAGUUGCUUUAUGCCGUUGGCCCUCGGCUCGAGAGUCAUGCACCAAUCGCUCCAGAUCCGCAUGUCCAACUGUCCCAGCUUGCCGAUGCAUGUCAUGCCGCACAACAAGUCCGACGCAUCAUGCAAGUGGCGGAGGACUGUGUAAACGGCAGCACUCAGGCACUCAUUGACGCGCUCAAGACCAUGCGCUCCGCCAUCACGCUGCUCAUGGAUCACAACCUCGAAAGCCUCGACCGAAGACACGAGCGUCAGUCCGAGUUGGCCGAGCCUAGUCACGAGCACAUUGCGUCAGCAUCGGCAUCGCUGCGUCGUGCAUUAGACCAAUUGCAAGCUCUAUGCGAGCCCAACUGUGGGUCUGUGCGUGCACUCUUUGACCCGAUCCUCAAGCAUCCAAGCUUCCCCACGCUUCUUUGCUCUGCCCGCACUUAUUGCCGCAGCGUCCUGACUGAUCACUACACAUAUCAGGCACUCCAGAAUCAAAAAGCCAAAUGCCUCCGCCGAGCCAUGCAGCUGCUGGAAAUGACUCGCUCAAGCAGGGUGGAAGCGGAUCCAAACGAAGUCGAGUCUUGGGCUGGCGGACAGUUGGAUCAGGCUGGUCCGCGAGACCCGGCACAACAACUGGGCUGUUAUUUGCAGGACUACUUGCCAGCGCUGAUGCCCUUGUUUACUCGAGGCAAGAGUGAAGACCGUAUCUUCUCGUCCACUGCUGCAGCGGUUGCAGACGAAAAUGAGGCGCACGCCAAUCCAGCUGGCGCGGACCUGCAUGCCGUUAUUGAACGCGACAUUUUUGCAGCAACCAAUGGCAACAUCAAACUCAAGAGCUUCGCUGGUCUCCAGCGGGAAGCGGCAAAUUGUCAGGUUGUAUACAAAGCUCUGGUGUCCGAUGAAAACCUCGUGCCUUUGCUUAACGGUUCAGAUCGCGUAUGCAUCAAAAAAUUUGUCUUGGCACGACAAGAUGGCCUGAGCCGUGCCAAAGGAUUUGAGCGCGAAGUACGGGCGAUGCGCCGCCUCAAGCAUCCACAUAUCAUGCCUCUUCUAACGUCGUUUGUGGACCAAGACGUGGAUGGUGAUUGCCUAUGUUUGGUGAUGCCGUGGUGUGAGCACGGUGACCUUGGGGUCUGGCUCAAGAACACCGAGGUGCGCCGGGGGACGGUUGAGACCAUCGGGCGGAUGAUGCAGGAAACCCUGAGCGCUCUGGCUUACAUGCAUGCACAGGGCCUUGUUCAUCGCGACGUGAAGCUCAGCAACAUCAUGCUGCAUGGUCCCGACUUUUCUGUGCGCUUGGGCGACUUCAACAUUAGCAAAGUUGAGGCAACCAGAACGCAGCAGUCCAAGGUCACAGCCUCAAAGGGUACGCAAGGGUACAUGGCACCAGAGAUUGCCUGUGAUACUUCUGGGCGCAUAGGUGCGCGAACUUCGCAAGACGCCUACGCUUUUGGCUGCGUGUUGUACAACACGUACAUGUAUCCAAACGCGGUGCCUGAAUCGCGCAGCUUGACCGAGGAGAUCUGUGAUCGUUGUGCCUGGACGAGCAAAGACGCAGGUGCCCUGAAAUUUUCAAACUUAGCGGCCGAGAUGUGUGACGCGAAAGGGCAGUUGCAAGCUCAAACUCCACGAGCACAGGCUUUGAAGGUUGACAUGCCAAUUGGAGCACUGCCUCGAUUCUCAGCUGCAUCCGUGUUGCAUGUGGGCAGUCAGGAGCUGUGCAUGGAGGUUGAGGACCUCAUGCGGCGGCUAGCAGGCACAAGUAGUGGGGUGUCUUCGCAGAUCAAGGAUGCCGAGGUGGUCAAGGUGCUACGUGUCGAGAACCCGGUGUUGUGGGAGCAAUACGACGAACGGCGGCACGAGAUGCUGUCACGUCGGCGGACGUUUGAAGUCUGCACGCAAUUGCUCACGUCCCGUGAGUCGGCCCUGCCAGACACGCCAGAACUGUUGCUUGAGGCGCCUUGCCAAGAACGCCUGCUUUUCCACGGGCUGCGCAACGCUGGCGGUGAUAAGGCCAACACAGAUAAAUUGCGAGAUGAAAUCUCGCGCAUCGGAUUGGAUCCAGCUCGUUCUAGUCCAGAGUCGAAGUAUGGGAGCGGUGUCUACUUUGCCGAUCAUCCAGACAAGAGUCAUCUCUAUACCCAAGCCGAUGCCAAUGGUGUGCGCCUCAUGAUUUUGGCACGCGUUCUCCUGGGGCAACAUUACACCGGUGCCCACCAUCCCCAAGCCGCCACGCAGCCGCCGCCCGUGCUGGACGGAGAUGCUGAAUCUGAGCCAGGCGAACGAAGACGGCAUGAGAGCAUUGUUGUGGAGGAUUGCCUGUUCCGUGAGGUGGUCAUUUUUGACAAGAGGCAGAUUUAUCCGGAGCUGUUUGUAUUCUACAAGGCUGGCGAGCCCAGUCUUUUCGACGGCGCUCAGGGUUGAUCGUCUUGAAGCAUGCACAAGCCGAAUCACCUUUGAACACGCGGGCGUGGACGUAGAUUGUGAGAGGUACUGGAAAUCUGGACAACGAUAAUCAUGAUUCAACAUCCGAAUGUAAUAAUUGAUUUAUGCAGGUGG
Messenger RNA from Monosiga brevicollis MX1, 4542 nucleotides. RefSeq lists its product as uncharacterized. Bases 1 to 4407 code for a protein of 1468 amino acids. Gene Ontology annotation, molecular function: ATP binding; protein kinase activity; NAD+ poly-ADP-ribosyltransferase activity. Gene Ontology annotation, biological process: protein phosphorylation. Lineage: Eukaryota; Choanoflagellata; Craspedida; Salpingoecidae. The record is from RefSeq and is a predicted model, not a curated record. The transcript has 17 exons.